Molecule: messenger RNA, 1475 nt
Organism: Panonychus citri (citrus red mite)
Lineage: Eukaryota; Metazoa; Arthropoda; Arachnida; Trombidiformes; Tetranychidae
Product: glutamate-gated chloride channel alpha-like
Exons: 9
Coding region: 25-1353 (442 amino acids)
Biological process (GO): signal transduction; nervous system process; regulation of membrane potential
Cellular component (GO): neuron projection; synapse; membrane
Molecular function (GO): neurotransmitter receptor activity; chloride channel activity; extracellular ligand-gated monoatomic ion channel activity
Source: RefSeq, a predicted model, not a curated record
UUCGAGUUGAUCAAACUGAAAGUAAUGUUACUUGAUCUCAAAAUUAAAUCAUCUUGUUUAACAAUUAACUUAAUCCAAUUGCUUGUUAUCAAAUCAGUAUGGACAUCAAUAAACCUGCCUCUAGAUGAUAAAGGUCCAUUAAACAUCACAAUGAAUAUGAUCAUUGAAGAUAUUAACUCAAUCAAUCCAUUAACUAUGGAUUUUAGAUUGGAAUUUUUUCUCACUCAUAAAUGGAUAACAAUUAAAAAACAUUGUCAAUCAGUGCGUCAAUCAAUUGAAAGUCGUGAAACAAUUGAAUCAAAUGGUAAACCAAUCAUUUUAAAAGGUAAUGAUUUAACAACAAUUUGGGUUCCCGAUACUUUCAUUUACAAUGCUAAGCAAGUUGGUCCAACAACAUUUGAUGAUGGAUACAAAAGUUUAAUUGUUUCAUUUUCUGGGCCCGAUAAAUGUUCAUUUACAUACACACUUAGACUUUCAGCUUUGAUUCCUUGUCCAAUGAACUUCCGUUGGUAUCCAGUUGAUAAACAAAUUUGUCGAGUCUCAAUCAGAUCAGGUUCUUAUUCAGCUGAUCAAAUAAGUUAUUCAUGGUUUCCAAAAGGAGUAAUCAUUGAAACUAAGGUUCCUCUCUUACAACACUCAUUGGGAAUUAACUAUUACAAAUUAAUUGCUACUGUUCAUGAUCAAGCUUUAUUCACCUGGUUAAUUGUUGAUCUAACCUUUACACGAAUCAUAUCUUAUCAUGUAAUUCAAAUCUAUUUACCAACAAUUAUCUUGGUAACAAUUAGUUACUGUUCACUUUGGAUGGGUAAUGAUUAUAUUGCUGGUCGAAUCACUCUCGGUGUAACAACACAAUUAGCGUUAAUUACUCAAUUUUCUGGAUUAAAAUCUCGCCUUCCUCAGGUUUCCUACAUUAUUGCUCUUGAUGUAUGGAUGAUUGUUUGUAUGAUUUUCAUUUUCUCAACCAUCUUAAUUACAACAAUAAUCAUUGUUAUUAAUCAACAUCAGUCAUCAUUGUUAUUUAAACAAAUUGUUAAUAAUCAACGCACGGAAAAUCAAUCAAGAAUUAAACAAUCAAAUCGAUUGGAAAACAAUUGGUUAAAUAAGAUUUCCUCUUAUGCUCUUAAUCAUCAAUCAUGUGUAACUAAUCAAAGUAAAAAUAACAUUGAAACAAUUAAGUCUGAGAUGAUGAUUAAUCCAAAGGAUAUUGAAAAAUCAUUACAAUUAACUAAUCAUCUUGAAUAUUUAUCUGAUAAUAAUCAAAUUGGUGUAAAAAUUGAUCAAAUCUUACGAUUUAUUUAUCCAAUCAUUUUCCUAUUAUUUAAUUGUCUCUAUUGGUUAACUUUGUUCAUCUGAUUAACUAUUAUGAUUAACUGAUUCAGUUCAUGUUACACUGAGUAAUUUCAUUAAUUAUCUGUCAUAUGGUUUUCCAUGUAUCAUCAUUUAUUAAUUACAAUUAAACAAAAAGUUUGUACUAA